Molecule: messenger RNA, 3666 nt
Organism: Puntigrus tetrazona (Sumatra barb)
Lineage: Eukaryota; Metazoa; Chordata; Actinopteri; Cypriniformes; Cyprinidae
Gene: chadla
Product: chondroadherin-like a
Exons: 10
Biological process (GO): immune response; toll-like receptor signaling pathway
Cellular component (GO): extracellular matrix; membrane
Molecular function (GO): transmembrane signaling receptor activity; protein binding
Source: RefSeq, a predicted model, not a curated record
ACUUCUCUAAGCAUAGGUUUUGCUUUUGUUUUAGGACUUGACUGGUUAGCAUGGAAAUUAUGGCCCCUGCUGGUAGAUGCCAAAGGUGGACCCAUUCUACAGAUAACCAGCAUCCAUCUGUCGUUCCAAAGCAGCCAUGUAUUCUAAUGGAAUAAAAAAUAGAAGCACCUUCGAAUAAGAGCUCAAAGUGUAUGAACGAUGUAGUAACAUACUAUCUUUUUAAGUGUUUGUGAUGUUUUGAAGUCUGUAUCUUGAAUGGCUGUAUCUUGAAGGUUGUUGGAGUGUGACACGCGUGUGUUUUGGAUAGGUUUACAGCAAGAAAUAGUAAACUUGAAUGAUGAAAAGGUGACAUAAUGAAUGCCGCUUGCUCAUUUAGAAAAACAAUUAGUUCGUGUAAUAAAGUAAUAAAGAUUUAAACACAAAAGAAAAGGCACUAGAAUCAUCUGUUUUUGUUAAGCUGUAAUCUAAUGUGUUUGUGAUAGGAGAGACUAGGUGCAGUCGUAACAUUUUUUUAUAUUUUUGUUCGUAACUCACAUACUUAAAAUACAAUAGUCAUCUUUUGAUGCACCUCCCUUGACAUCGAACACCUCUACAGGAUUCUUUCGGGCUUAACUUGGAAAGAAUUAAUUUGUGCUGAGGACCGCUAUCUAAAUAGACAGAGUCAUUCUUAGCCCCUCACUGCAGGGCGAAAGGUCCAGGGGGCGGACCCACGUCCAAAAUGGGAGGAGCUCAAUCUAGUUCCUUGGUGAGGACCAUCUGUGUGUGCAGCAAGUACAGCAAACUGAAGCUAGUGCAGAAAACUGAAGGUGUAGAUGACAGGCUUUAACCUAAAGACUGCAUGUUUAGUUGUAAUUUUAAAAACACUUGUAAUGAAAAGUAACACUCUUGCGGGAUCAAGGAAAUAUUUCCCUAUCACUAGCAAAUUUACAGCUGCAGAAUUCUGAGAUUAUAAACAACCUAAGACUCGCAGAGUUGUAGGAGGUCAUCAGCACCAUGAGGCUGCCAGUAGCGUGCCUGUUUUUUUCCCUAAUGACCUCUGCUCCUGGGGGUCAGGCUGUGAAAUGCCCGCGCGUCUGUGUCUGCGACGACACAAAGCUCACUGUGACGUGUGUAAAGAAGAAUCUCACACUUAUUCCUCCCACUAUAAACGAGAUCACAGUGAAACUCGACCUGAAGAGGAAUAAUCUUGGGGAACUGCCUAAAAGUGGGUUCAAACACACACCGUACCUGACCCACCUGAACCUGCAGGGAUGCAGUAUCCGGUCCAUCAGAGAGGGGGCGUUCAGGGGACUUUCACGUUUGGUGCAGCUUGACCUCACUAGCAACAGUAUUGACAUCCUCUAUCAGGAAUCGUUUGACGGUUUAUCAUCGCUAAAGCAGUUGUAUUUAGACAGGAACCGCAUUGAAGAGAUCAACCCUGGAGCGUUUGCUGCUUUAAACUCUGUUAACCUGCUCUCCCUCACUCACAACCAGCUAGUCUACCUCCCCAACAUGGCAUUCCAGGGAAUGCUGAAUAUCCAGUUGUUGCGUUUGAGUCAUAACUCUCUAAAUAAUCUGGCGACGGAAGCCUUUGCCGGUCUUCUUGCACUCACACACUUAAACCUGGAUCAUAAUGAACUUCAGUACUUUCCUACCAAAACUAUGACCAGACUGAUGGAGUUGACUCACCUGGACAUGAGUUUUAACCCAAUGACAUAUCUGGUGGAGGAGAGCGUGUCCAUGCCGAAACUCACACAUCUGUCUCUGAAGCACAUGGCCCUGCAGGACCUGUCUGAAUCGGCUCUGUCUCUGUCUCCUCAUAUCUCUCACCUCGAUCUGAGCUACAACCAGCUCCCUUACAUAUAGGCCCUCAAAAUGUCCUCGCAGCUCACUAGCCUUAACCUCACCGGGAAUCCGAUCAGAUGUACAUGUUUACUGCAAGGGCUGAAGACGUGGGCGCUGAGUUCAGGAAUCAAGCUCUAUGGGGCCUGUGCUUGGCAGCCGCACCUCUCAGACGAACCUCUACAACAUGUUCAAGAACAGGACCUUCGCUGCAGACCACAUGAUGAGCUGAGGCUGGAUGUGGUAGAAAAAGAAGAAGAUGGAGUUCAGGAAAAGCCCGUGCCAACUGCCAAGCCAAAGAAAAAGAGCAAAUGCCCAAAGAAUUGCCAUUGUGAGGCUGCAGUUCAGCACGCUACAUGUGAGGAGCGUGGUCACACUAAAGUGCCUUCUGGUUUCCCUGGGAACACUCUUCUGCUUGACAUGCGUGGAAACCAUUUCCAUUAUCUUCCUAGCAACAGUUUCCCUCGCGUCCCAGAGGUGGUGUCUCUUCACCUGGACAGCUGUAAGAUCCACGAGAUCGAGGGUGGUGCCUUCCGGGGCAUGAAGGGGCUGAUGUACCUCUACCUGUCUGACAACCAACUGUCUUCCCUGGACACGAAAACCUUUGAAGAUGCCCAUGAGAUCUUGUACCUUCACCUGGAAGGAAAUAAACUCACUCAGUUUCCUUCUUCAGAAUCACUGGCUCACAUCCCCAAACUCCUCGAGCUGCAUCUGGAGAGGAACCUUAUAGUUAAGCUAGAGCCUUCAGGCCUCCUUUCCCCGGUCCCUCAGCUGUCGGGCCUUUACCUCAAUAAUAACGUCAUCGCAUCCAUAGCGACAAAAGCUCUGGAUCCGGCAGCCAAGCUGGACGUCCUUCAUCUUGAUGUUAAUGCGCUAACAGAAGUGCCGAGUGAUAUGUUAGGCCAUGCCCCUCUUUUGACAGAGCUUCGCCUUUCAGGGAAUCCGAUUCGCUGGAUUGGGCCAGGAGCAUUUAAAGCGGUGGCUGACAGUCUGAAGCACCUGCACAUUGACAGAAUGAGUCUUCAGAAGAUGAGCGCGAGAUCUCUGGCAGGGUUUGGUCCUGGUCUGUUGACUUUGUCUCUGGAAGAGAAUCAGUUAGAGGAGUUGCCUGACCUUUCACCUCUUACUGGACUUCAGUUCCUUACCCUUAAUAAGAAUCCGUUAAUGUGUGACUGCAAAUUACUACCAUUUUACAGAUGGUUGAAGAAUUCGAGUCUGAGGGUUGAGGCCGUGUGCGGUUACCCCUCUGAGCUCCGAGGUCAGUCCGUGAUGGAGGCUGCCAUCUUUAAGAACUGUUCUGGAGAAAAUGCUCAUUCCUUCAACGAGACCUCCAUCCCUACCAAAGCCCCUACACCUAACAAACCCAUGAGGACCACAAAGGCCGGACCUGCGGAAUCUGAACCUAAUCCUAAACCAGCGAAGACCAAACUAACGGCGGCACCAAAGAAAAAUGAGUCUGAUGAACUCAAACCAGUGCGGGCUCUGAAAAAAAACAGGUCAAACAAGAAAAAAAGAGGAAGACGACCAAGGAUUAAGUCUUCAGUUAAAAAUCCUAGGUUUUUUUACAUUUAAACCAAGUGGAUAAUGUAAUAUAUUCAUCAGCUGAACAAGUUACUGCUGUUGCUUAGUUUAUUUAUAGGUAAAACUGAUAGAGACCAUAGUUUGUACUGUAUUCAGUCUUUACAUCAACUGUUCGUAGUUCUUGAAUGUGUUAAAAAAAAUUCAAAGCAGAACAGAAUGAUUUUGAAUAUGUAAUUAUGAAGUUUGUUUAUUGGUAUAAUUUCACUUAUAAUACGAGCUGUUAUAAUGUUAUGUUUGAGCCAUUUGAAAUAAAUCCUUUAUCUU